Drosophila subobscura is the source of this 4304-nucleotide messenger RNA. Its product is annotated as mucin-2. NCBI's taxonomy places the organism in Eukaryota, Metazoa, Arthropoda, Insecta, Diptera, Drosophilidae. The record is from RefSeq and is a predicted model, not a curated record. The transcript is spliced from 5 exons. Gene Ontology annotation, molecular function: protein binding. The coding region runs from base 65 to 4123 and encodes 1352 amino acids.
GGCAGAGGGUAGCUUAGACUUAGGCUCUACACCCAAACCCACAAUCGGUUCUGUUGCAUUAUUCAUGCUCUUCUUCCACCGCUGCGACGCUGAAGCAACGGGAACGAGAGGCACCAGCACCACCAUCAACAUCAUUCGACCCAUGGAAACGAAGAUGACGCUGCGCUUAGUCAGCAUAUUAUCGGCGGCGGCAUUACUUUUCCUCUGGCCCGCACAGCUGGAUGCAUUUAUCACACCGAAUACAGGCUGCCAUCACAAUGGCACUUGGUUCGCUGACAAAUCGGUGGUGCCCAGCAUGGAGAAAUGCCUCAGCUGUCAGUGCAAUCGCAAGACGCUCGUCUGCCGCCUCAAGGUCUGCCCGGAGAUGCCCAUGCCACCGCCCAGGGGCUGUGUGGUAGUCCAAAAAAAGAGCAGCUGCUGUCCAUAUUUGAGCUGUGCGCGACUCGAUGCGUUCUACAAGAUACCCACAAAGCGACGCAUCAUCGCCUACUUGGAUCACUAUGAGCGGGAGUCCAUAGAUCGCGUGGUCAAUGAUAAUAUGCUGCAGCGAAGAUCCGAUGAUUCGGAUACGGAUUUGUUUGUUUGUGUCAAAAAUGGAACUGUGUACAAGUCGGGCUCGGCCAUGUCCUCAUCGAAUUUGUGCAGCUAUUGCUAUUGCAUAGGCGGCACCGAAAAGUGCGUCAAGCCCAAGUGCAUGUUGCCUGUGGAUGGCUGCAAACCGAUUUUCGUGGACUCCACCUGCUGCCCCGUGCGCUAUGACUGCAGCAGCAAGAUGUCCGGCAAAUCCUCGCAGGAGGUGCGCUAUCGCAAGACCUCCAAUAAGCACUUCCAGCGCAUGUCCCAGCGCCUGCAGCGGAAUCGUGGCUGCACCGUCGGCUCCCAGUUCUAUGCGGAGGGGCAGAAGAUGCGCUCGGAUGUGGACAGGCCGUGUGACAUUUGCUUCUGCAUACGCGGCACACGUCGCUGUGCACCCAAAAAGUGUUCCCCAGCGCUGAAGAACUGCAUUCCGGUGGUGCCCAAGGGACAGUGUUGCCCCUCCAGCUAUGAUUGUGGCAGCCAGCGGGAUUAUCGCAGGUCGCACAAUUCGCGGCAGUUUAAUCUGUACAACAUGCUCUUUGGCAAGGAGGAGCAGGAGGUGGAGGCGGUGGCCAAUGCAGCGAUAAUACCACAAAACUCCAUGGCCGAACGCUAUCCACACGAUCGUCAUCCCACAAGAGGGACGGUGGGGGAUCCUCUGGAGGCCAGCAGCGAGAAGAGCAUUUUGGAUACGCUGCGUGACGGCCUGGAGUUCAUCGAUGGCAACAACAACAAAAUGUUGGCCAAUAAUCUCGAUUUAGUGGGGAUGAGAACCACAGCCGCUCCAGCCACCACGCGCGAAGAGUCCACAGAGGAGAUUAGCAGCUCGACGACGGCGCUGAGUUUUCUCGAUUUGCUCUUGGGUCCCAGCACAGAGAGCGGGCCACAAACGCCCCCAGAAACUACUACCACCAAGAGCACACUCUCCUGGAUGGACAUUCUCCUCGGUCCCGAUGAGGAGGAGCUGCCACCGCUCACCGAAUCCUACGUAGAAUCCAGCACAGUCUCGAGCCAACCGGAGGAACACACCUCAACCUUAAGCAGCAUCAAACGCAUUGCAGACGACUUCGAUGAGCAGAUGGACAGUGCAGGCAUUGCCGUGGGCGAACUGCCAGCCGAGGCGCAACACAUGGGACUGACCAACGCGGGCAUUUGGCCGAGUCCAAGCCAAGAGAUUGAGCCACCGCCCAAAGAGGAGCCCAGUCUGCUGAAUGUCUUCAUGGAUGGACUGUCGGGCAUGCUGGAGGAAACCAAUAAUGAGACCAGCACAACAACAACAACUACUAGAAAACCAACAACAACAACCACAGUGCGACCUGCGCCCAUGUUCCGUCCACUGCCUAGCCACAAGCUGACCCACAAUCGCAUCAACUCGAAGCUGGCAAAUCUCACAGUGACACCGCCCAUGCUGGUGGUGACCAGUAAGUAUGGACAUCAUGUGACACACAGGCUUAGCACAACAACCACAAGACAACCAACCUCAACAACAACAACAACCACCAAGAGAGCCACAACAACAACCAAGAGAGCCACAACCACAGCAAAGCCAACGCCGGCGCCGACAACAGCGAAAUCGAAGCCCAAAACGACGCGAAGAACAGUGACAGCAACCAAGGCCACAACAACAACAACAACAACCGAGAGACCCGCAACAACAACAACUGAGAGACUCACAACAACAACAACUACUGAGAGACCCACAACAACAACAGCGAUCCCAACAACAACACUGAGAACCAACAACAAAUCGAAAUCCAAGCCCAAAAUCAAAGCGCCGCCGCCAUACAUCACGAGCACCUCGAAACCUUUGGAAAUCAAAACGAAUCCCACAAUUUUGGAAGCGGAACCGAUGGACUCCAAUGGGGAGCCCACCCUGCCGCCCAGUCUGCCCAAUCUGAAGAUCAUUCCCUUUCUGCCAACGGAUGCCGUGGAAACGGUGCCACAGGAGAGCGGCGGCUACCCGAGCGGCGGCUUCUAUCAGAAUCCCUCGCAAAUAGCCUCGGAUAAAAUGGAUGUUGUGAGCUAUGAAACCGCCGACGAUGCGGUACAGGUGGCGCUGUAUGCCCAACCAAACCCCGAUCAGGCUGCCUACAAAUACAAAUUCAAUGUGGAAGUGCCUGCGGUGGAGCCAGCGCCCGAGCCUGUCGUGCAUGUGGGUGGACAGUAUCAGGGCAGCGCGGCAUAUGUCAAGUUUGACUUUGAUCAGCAGGUGGUGCCGCCAGCACACAGCGGCUUCUCGCCACCCACCGAGACGGAGGGUGGCUUUAUGCCCAAGGAACCGCUGGUCAUCGAUGGCGAAGUGCUGCAGGAGCAUGUCACGUCCAGUGUGCUGAAUGCUCUGGCCGAUAGCUAUCAUGUGACGCAGCAUAUAAUCGAUAUAACAACGGGGGGAGGGGAACAAGCCAACGAUACUUCAGCGAUAGAAAUUACCACACCAGAUCCCUUCAAAGAUGUCAUUCACACAGAAACGCCGCCCAAUCUGGACGCACUAAUCGAGGAUAAAGCGAACAAGCAACCAAUUGAAGAACACAUUGAAACCGUCACUUUCAGCAUCAGCAACUCAACAGUCAGUGCCUCCACAUCCUCCUCGGGCUCCUCCACAACGGAAAAGCAACUACCGCUCAUAGAUAAAUUCGAAAUCAAUAAAUUAGAUAAGCUCUUGGAUGAGCUGCUGGGCAUGGAGCUGCCUAAGGCAGCAGCAUCGGCAGUUGUCAGCAGCACUGUUCCGCCCUUAAAGCAGAUGCCAGACAAGAGUACACAGCCGACAACAACGACAACAACAUCCCCUACAUCCCCAACCACAACAACGAUAAGCAGUACAACGACAAACCCCACCACCAGCACCAGUACCAGUACCAGCACCACAGCACGACCAACGACAACGACACGUGGCACAAACAAAAAGGGCAACAGUAAAACGAAAACCAAACAAUCUACGGGCAAUAGACGCAAUCCGGGGCCAAGUAGAACCAAAAUCCAAACAGCCACGCGUCGAACUUUGGUCAACAAGAGUACGAUGCCAGCAACAGUAACGCGGGUAACCACACGAGUGCCCCAAACAACAACAACAACGACAACGACAACAACGAGGGCUGCAGAGGAAACUACAACUAUAGCAGCAGCAGCAACGAGCACUAUGCAUCCAUUUUUAAAUUCACCAUUCGACAAAUUACCGUUCAUGGACACCAGCUAUGAGGUGAGACCGCACAGAUUGCAGCCGCAGCAGCAGGUCGAGCCAACGGAGCAACAAUUCCACCAUUACCAGCAUGCACCGAGUACGACACCCACACCGACAACAUCCACAACAGAAGAGACUCCACGCUCAGCAGAGAGGGAGAGAGAACGGGAGAGGGAGCGUGAGCGGGAGAGGGACAGAGGAAGCAGCGAUGAGAGCCCCAUGGAUCCCAUGGGCAUGCUGAAACUGGCAGGAUGCAACAUUUAUGGCCGCAUGUAUCGCGUCGGUCGGAUUAUCGUCGAAUUAUCCAGCCAAUGCCUGGAAUGCAAGUGCACUGAAGUGGGGGUCAAGUGUGGCCCAUUAGACUGUUAAUUUACAACUUAAUUUAGUGUUUAGAUUUUAGCAUUUGGAAGCUUAAAAGUUUAAAAGUGAACAUCCCCCGCGAGAGUGUAUGGCAGUUAAGUUCAGUUCAUAAAGUCCGUCUGUAAGUUGUAUUGGUAAUCCAUAGCUGGUAGCUAAUUAAGGGGUAGAAUAAGCGUAACUACUAAAUUGU